CUAGAUACCAUCUGCUUCCUCGUAAGGCGUGUCCUAACUCUCCCUGUGGCCUUGACUGCCGCUUCGAGUUACUCGACCCCUCUAGUCCCUCUCAUUCUCCAGCCCUUCUAUUGCGCGGUACAGACGAGCAACUAUUCUGUUAAUCCAAAGGCGAAUCCAAUCAGGAGAAUCGCCCAAAAUGGCGGCCGCACCGCCUAAGCGCAAGAGAACAUGGGACACGCCACCAGUCGCGGAUCUAGAUGCCAAUACACUGAACGGAGCGGCGUCUAUCGCGGACGGACCGAGGAAAGUUCCAGCAGGAGACCGCAAAGGGAAGGCAAAAAUGCCUGACGACGACUACGAGCAAGGCGACAGGGCCGGAUCCGAAUUAGGGUUUCGUCGACCCGUGCUGCCCGCGGCGCCGGGUGACAAUGACGAGGUUGAAAUGGACCUGUUAGAGGCACUCGAGCGAGAAGCAGAAGCAGCGGCGGCGGCGGGGGGGGAGGGCGGAGCCGGGGGUGGCGGAUUCUCCGCCGAAGUGAUGGAUCUGCGCGGGUUGCGGAGAGCGGUGCUGGCGUUUGAGAAGCGGCUUAAGGAGAACAUGGACGCGCGGAUUCGCCACGUGGACCAACCGGAGAAGUUCAUGGAAUCCGAGGUGGAGCUCGACCGAGAGGUCAAGAAGCUCCACGCUGUCGCAAGCGCACCGAGCCUGUACCCUGAUUUAGUACGGUUGAAUGCGGUUCCGUCGAUUUUGUCGCUCCUAGGGCACGAGAACACGGAUAUCUCGAUAGGAGCGGUUUCGUUACUAGGAGAGUUGACGGAUGCGGACGCAGUAGGGGAACACGAGGAGGAGGCGAAAGCGUUGGUUCAGGCGAUUGUAGAUUCGAGCGGGUUGGAGCUCUUAGUGCAGAAUCUGCAGCGAAUGGACGAAAAGGAUAGCGAAGAAGGUAACACCGUUUUUGCGACAUUAGGGAUUUUCGAGAAUAUGAUUGAGGCGCUGCCAUCCGUCGCCGAAGCCGUCUGCGAACGAACCCGUCUGUUACGCUGGUUACUGGGCCGAAUCCGCGUUAAAGAGUUCGACGCGAAUAAGCUAUACGCGAGCGAGAUCCUCGCUAUCCUGCUACAGGGCAGCUCGGCGAACCAGAAACGCGUCGGCGCGAUGAACGGCGUGGAUUCUCUCCUGCAAGCCGCGGCAAUCUACAAAUCUCGCGACCCGAAAUCGACGGAGGAGGAAGAGAUGGUGGAGAAUAUCUUCGACGCGCUGUGCAGCGUGGUGAUGGUGGACGAGAACAAGGAGCGGUUCGUCAAGUCGGAGGGCGUCGAGCUGAUGAUCAUCACCAUGAAGCAGAAGAAGCUCGCGUACACGUCCGCCAUGAAGGCUCUGGAUUUCGCCACGACCCGGUGCCCUGCGGCUUGUGAACGAUUCGUCGAUGUUCUGGGGCUCAAGACACUAUUUUCGGCCUUCAUGGGGAAGGUGGCAGUGAGGCGCAAGGACAAGUCAGAGACGCUUCAGCUGAUGGCUGCCUGCUCUGCCUUUGGCUUAUGUGCUUCCGGGAUGCGUGCUGUGGCAGUUAGGCGCAAGGACAAGUCAGAGACGCUUCAGCUACAGCAGGAGAUAGAUGAGCGUGUCAUCUCCCUCAUUGCGUCUCUGCUCUCGGGGUUGUCCAAGGGGUCCAGACGAGACCGCGUGCUAAGCAAAUUCGUGGAGGGCGAGUAUGAGAAGAUCGACCACCUGCUGGAGCUGUAUAUCAAGUACUGGGAGCGUGUGCGGGCAGAGGAGAGGCGGCAGGAGGAGCAGCAGAGAAGACGAGAGAUGUUGAGAGAGCGAGGAGAGGAGGAGGACGAGGAGGAUGAGAUGACUGAUGAGGAUCUCUAUCUCGCUCGUCUAGAGGCAGGCCUCUUCACACUCCAGCUCAUCGCUCUCAUCCUCGCUCACCUAUGGGCCGCAGAGCACGGCGGCAUGAGGCAGCGAAUAGACCUGCUGCUGCGGCAGCAGAAGCUCUCAAGAGACCACGUGAAGGGUAUACUGCAGGAGUACAGCGACAACAUAGGAGACCUGGAUGGGGAGGAGGAGCGCGACAGACGGCGGGACAGGAUAGCCAAGCUCAUCCGAGACUUGUGAUGACUAGUGUGGAAAUUUUGUGGGGUCGUUUGUAAACGUUCAACCUCAGGGUGUUGUGUUGUGCUGCCUUUUCUGGCUGGGUAGGCGGCAGGCUCACAGCACGGCAGAGUUGAGCCUGCAUUCAAUUGAUGGAGAAGGCUCAAGACAAGAAGAUGUGUUGAAACUUGGGAUGGUCCUCCUGUCUCAUCGCUCUAAUGUGGAUUGCUGGCCCGGCUUGUGUACAGAGUUGAGUAACACGAACCCAUUAUUUCACAGCAAUAGUAUGUUGCUUUGCCUAUGCA
Molecule: messenger RNA, 2382 nt
Organism: Closterium sp. NIES-67
Lineage: Eukaryota; Viridiplantae; Streptophyta; Zygnematophyceae; Desmidiales; Closteriaceae
Source: the annotation of a GenBank genome assembly